AUGGACGGCAACCUUCACAUUUGGCAACUCGAGGAGCUACUGGAGGUGCAGGGGGGGAAGGCUAAGUUCCCGAAGCCGCAGCGAUCGAUACAGGCGCACACAGCAGCUGUCGCUAGUCUGUGCCUGGUGAAAGACACGUACCUCUUCUCUGGAGGAUGGGACUCGGUUGUCAACGUGUGGGACCUGCGGAAGGGGUUUGAAUUUGUUGGCUCGCUCAACGGACAUGCAGGGUUCGUUCGGGCUAUCUGUGGGAUGAACGAUGACAUCGUCUUGACGGCAGGAAACGAUCGAACGAUAAGAAUCUGGGAGGUUGAGAGCAUGGCGUGCUCAGGGAUGAUGACAGGGCACGAGUUGCCGAUCCUGACGCUCUUGGUGGUGAACGGCUUUCUGCUGUCUGCGGGGUACGACUCCGUGAUCAAAGUUUGGGACGUGAGCAAGAGGCUCUGCCUGCAGAACCUUACAGGUCACACUCAAGCUGUGACGUGCUUG
Messenger RNA from Guillardia theta CCMP2712, 489 nucleotides. RefSeq lists its product as hypothetical. The record is from RefSeq and is a predicted model, not a curated record. NCBI's taxonomy places the organism in Eukaryota, Cryptophyceae, Pyrenomonadales, Geminigeraceae. The transcript has a single exon. Gene Ontology annotation, molecular function: protein binding. The annotation marks the transcript as partial.